AUGGACGAGGUAAUAGAUGUUCGUUUUAAGGAAUUGCUUCUAGCAAAGAAGGCCAGUGAUGCAAAGUCGGUACUGAUGCUGAAAGAGGAAUAUUUCCAAUUUAUAUUUGAGUUGAAGGAAGCUUGUUCGGCCAAGUUAAAAACUGGUAGACAGUACUACAUUCUAUCGCGGUACGAAAUAUUCCAAUGUGGUGAUGUGGAGAAGUUAAUUUGUAAACGUGCCAAAUUGACAGAGGAACCAAUAUACUUUGUCAAUCUUGAUGCUAUGUAUGGCAUCAUUAAGCGUGCUCACAUUUCAACUGGACAUGGUGGUCGUGACAAAGUGGUUAAGUUUUUGUCUAGAUAUGCGAACAUUACGAGGGAAAGCAUUGAACUAUUCAAGUCUCUUUGCAUUGAGUGUCAGAAAAAACAUGCUACAACAAAGGGGGUUGUCGUGAGACUGAUAUUAUCAAAGGAUUUUGGAUCGCGAGGGCAAGUGGAUCUAAUUGAUAUGCAAUCCAUGACAAAGGCACCACACAAGUGGAUUAUGGUCGCUGGAUCACUCUCCUAG
Gigantopelta aegis is the source of this 549-nucleotide messenger RNA. RefSeq names its product KRAB-A domain-containing protein 2-like. Lineage: Eukaryota; Metazoa; Mollusca; Gastropoda; Neomphalida; Peltospiridae. Bases 1 to 549 code for a protein of 182 amino acids. The record is from RefSeq and is a predicted model, not a curated record. The transcript has a single exon.